CGAUAUGGUAUAAAAGUAGACAGAACUGAGGAACAUUCAACAGUUGGUCCAAGUUGUCCAGAAAACACAACAGCAGCAGUAUGAUCGCUAAGAUUGCCACCCUUUGCGCCCUGGUAGCUGCCGUCCGUGGUGGUCUGUACCACGGUUUGGCUGGCGGUUCUAGCGUCAGUUCUCGUCGCCAGGACGACUUUGGUAACUAUGCCUUCAACUACGACAUUGUUGACCCAGUUGGAGCCACCAAUGGCCGUUGGGAGGCUGGAGACGGAUAUGGAAACAAACGUGGAGCCUACAGUCUGACUGACAUCGACGGACGUGCCCGCAGAGUUGAAUACGUUGCUGAUGGUGCCGGUUUCCGUACUGUUGUAAAAACCAACGAACCAGGUACCGCUGCUAGUGCUCCUGCAGCAGCCGUUGUGGCAUCCAGUCAACCUGGCGUUGUCGCUCAUGGACCUGCUGUAGUGAAGACUCAUGUUGCUGCUGCCCCUGCCUAUGCAUAUAAAGCACCUGCCUAUGCAUAUGGAGCCUCUGCAUACGCAGCUGGAAUCUAUGGAGCCCCUGCCUACGCUGCUGGAGUUUACAGAGCUCCAGUCUACGCCGCUGCCUAUGCUGCUGGAAUUGAUGAAGCCCCUGUCUACGCCGAUGGUGCCUAUAGGGCUCCUAUUGCCAUGCUUUGCGCCCUGGUAGUUGUCCAUUUUGGCCUGUACCAUGGUUUGGUUGGCAGCUCUAGUGUCAGUUCUCUUCACCAGAACGACUCUGGGGACUACGACAUUAUUGGCCCAGUUUGGGCCACCAAAGGCCGUGGGGAGGCUGGAGACAGCUACGGAAACAAACGUGGAGCCUACAGUCUAACUGACAUCGACGGACGUGCCCGCAGAGUUGAGUAUGUUGCUGAUGGUGCCGAUGUUCGUGCUGUGGUAAAGACCAAAGAACCAGAUACCGCCGCUUGUGCUCCUGCUGCAGCCGUUGUGGCCUCCAACCAACUAAAUGUUGUCGCUCACGGACCUGCUAUUGCCAUCCUCUGUGCUUUGGUAGCUGCCGUCCAUGGUGGUCUGUACCACGGUUUGGCAGGUGGUUCUAGUGUCAGUUCUCGCCGUCAGGACGUCAUUAAGACGUCACAUACUGUUAUAAAAGUGGGAAGAAAAGCAGUGAAACUUAACAUUCGAUCCAGGUUGUCAAACAGCAGAAACAUGAUCGCUAAGAUUGCCAUCCUCUGUGCUUUGGUCGCUGCCGUCCAUGGUGGUCUGUACCACGGUUUGGCAGGUGGUUCUAGUGUCAGUUCUCGCCGUCAGGACGACUAUGGUAACUACGCCUUCAACUACGACAUUGUUGACCCAGUUGGAGCCACCAAUGGCCGUUGGGAGGCUGGAGACGGAUAUGGAAACAAACGUGGAGCCUACAGUCUGACUGACAUCGACGGACGUGCCCGCAGAGUUGAGUACGUUGCUGAUGGUGCCGGUUUCCGUGCUGUUGUAAAAACCAACGAACCAGGUACCGCCGCUAGUGCUCCUGCAGCAGCCGUUGUGGCCUCCAGUCAACCUGGCGUUGUCGCUCAUGGACCUGCUGUAGUGAAGGCUCAUGUUGCUGCUGCCCCUGCCUAUGCAUAUGGAGCCCCUGCAUACGCUGCUGGAAUCUAUGGUGCUCCUGCCUACGCUGCUGGAGCUUACAGAGCUCCCGUCUACGCUGCUGGAGCAUACAAAGCUGUAAUUAUUCAUACAAAUAUUUAG
This is a messenger RNA of Limulus polyphemus (Atlantic horseshoe crab), 1724 nucleotides long. RefSeq lists its product as uncharacterized. NCBI's taxonomy places the organism in Eukaryota, Metazoa, Arthropoda, Merostomata, Xiphosura, Limulidae. Gene Ontology annotation, cellular component: chitin-based extracellular matrix. Gene Ontology annotation, molecular function: structural constituent of chitin-based larval cuticle. The transcript has 10 exons. The coding region runs from base 81 to 1724 and encodes 547 amino acids. The record is from RefSeq and is a predicted model, not a curated record.